GCUUCCGCCGCCGCUUCCGCCUGGAGCGCCGGGCCGGUCCCCGGGCGAGGAGGAGGUGCUGCCCCGGGCGGGGCGGCGGUGGCGGCAGCUCGGCCGGCUCCUCGGGCAGGGCUGCCCGGCGCUGGGGAGCGGCUCGGCUCGGCCUCCCGCCGCGCACGGAGCCGCGGGCCGCCGCUGGCGCGGCCUAGGGGAGGGUUGGCGGCGCGAUCCCGGGCCGGUCGCCUCCCGUGGCUGAGAGUUGUUAGUACCUGUGACAUGGGGUGCUGAACUUGAGUGUGAAAGCACAAGGCAGAAUUUCAUCUGGCAAUCACUUCUGUGCUGAAGGAUGUAAUUACUCUGAAGCUACUCCUGCUGGUACUGGAUCUGCACUGUUCACACAGUGGGUGAAUUAGUGAUCAAGUAGCAUGGUGGGAGCACUUAUUAAUAGCAGAAAAGCAGGAAUCAGUGGCAGAACUGCCCUUUGCUGAAAGGUGUGGAAAGUUCUCCAGCACUUUCAUUCAGUGAUUAAAUUGAAGACAUGGGGCCAAUGAAAUAUAAGUCAAGUGUGUCCUCAGUGUCCUGUGGUCUGCAGUAUCACCAUUCGUCAAUAAAGUGGAGUCCAAAAAUGAAUUUACACAUAGUGAGGACUUACUGCUCCUCAGCACCCAAGAGGCCUGAAGCCAAGUCUGCAAUGGAAAUGGCCGUGGGUCUCCUCGGCCGCCUGACAGAAGCUGGGACUGUCAUGGGAAAAAACUCCCUGCAAAAAGUGUCUGCAACAUGCAAGGCUUGGUGGGACAGAUAUGAAGAGUUUGUUGGGAUUAAUGAAGUCCGAGAGGCACAGGGGAAAGUGACAGAGGCUGAAAACGUCUUUAUGAUAGCUCGAGGGAUAGUGCGAGAGGCUCGGGAGAAUGUGGAAGCCCAACAGAUGAAACUGAAGGAAAUUCGGGACCGCUUAGACAGGGUCUCCCGGGAUGACACCCAGUAUUUAGAACUGGCCACCCUGGAACACAGGUUGCUGCAGGAAGAGAAGAGGUACCGAGCUGCCUAUUUAAAUGCAGAAGAAUCUGAGAGAGAAAAAUUCUCUCUCUUCUCUGCAGCUGUGAGGGAAAGUCAUGAGAAAGAGCGAACAAGAGCUGAAAAAACAAAGAACUGGUCUAUUAUUGGUUCUGUACUGGGAGCCAUUAUAGGUGUUCUUGGUUCCACCUAUGUUAAUCGAGUAAGGUUGCAGGAAUUGAAAGUCUUGGUGCUUGAAGCACAGAAGGGCCCAAUAAAUCUGCAAGAAGCCAUCAAAGAACAGGCCUCCAGUCAUUACUUACAGCAGAAGGAUCUCAGUGACGUCAUAGCAGACCUGAAAAAUGUGCUGCAAACAAGGACACCACAGGAAAUAAAAGAAGGCACUUUGUUAACUAGAGAAGACAAGAAUGACUCCAUAAAAAUAGAUUCUCUUUUAAUUCCUUUAAACGAGCAGCUAAACUACACUAAACAGGUCAGUUCGUGUCUAGGCAGUUUACAGCAGCAGUUAAACAGCCUGCAGGAGAGCAUUGCACAGCUGAUCUCUGAGGUGCAGAGUGUGAAACUGGCUGUCCAUGCCAGGCCUGCAGACAGAGCAGGUUCCAGGGCUGCAGCAGAGGGCACAGGCCAGGCCUCUGCAGUGAGGGACGUGAUUUUAGAGCUGUGUGACACCGAGCGGAGACUGGAAACGCAGAUCAAGAGGAAUUCUAUUUACAGCACUGCAGUGACCUGUGCUGUGGUUGCUAUUACUCUGCCAGUGCUCUAUAUUAUACUCAAAGGGAACUGAUCUCUAAUUGCCACAAUUUGCUAGGCUAAUAAAAGUAAAGUUGCACUCUGUAUACUCAGAGUUCAAGUCCAAAUAAAGCUGUGUUAGCGCUUCUCGUUAUGCUUCCUCCUGGAUACUUGGAAAACUUGUGAAGACUUAGUCCAUCUGCUCCUGCAGGCUCCAUGUUAACAGUCUCUGUCAUGCAUUGUGGUUUUUAAGUCCUCAGCCAAAGGAAAUUCUAGUUUCAUCUGUUGAUUUUAUUCACUGUUUCACUCUUUUACUGUCUAGUCUUGUAUAUCAUGCCAGUUGGUGACUUUCACUCUGGAGCUGUGUGAUUUUCUGUUCAAAUUAUUCAUUUAAUCUGUCACUGAUCUAAGUGCUUCAUGUGUAAUUCUUUAUGGUAUUGCUCCUGAUUUCUUCAUAGUUUUGCAGUUUGGCUAUACAAAAAAAAAUCCACAACAAACACAAGUAAUUUUGCCAAACACUUUGAAAUAGUUACCCUGAAUUUUUUUAAUUCUAUAUACAGUGCAGUGCCUUGCAACAUGACAAAGACAGGGCCCAUAUAAAAGAGGAGGACUGAAGUUACCGUGAUACAAUGUGGCUGUACAGCCAGAUGACACAUUUAAAAUCCCUUUAAGUUACAUGUGGUAGCUUUUUCUUAAAAGUGGUUUAUCAUGAAGUAUCCUGGAGCUGCAGCUAUUUGUUACUGAUAGCUCCAUGUCCUUGCUUGCAGGCAGGGAAAGAGAAAAAAGGGUUCAGAUACAGAGACGUGUUAAGUAUGAUGAUGCUUAUUCUGCCAAUAGAAGCCAAUUAUCCUUUCUCUACAAACUCCUUAACCCAUCAUUCCCUAGGUAUUUUGUAGUUUUACUAAUCAUCUAUGGAGCAAUCGCUUUCUUAUUCUUGCUAGUAUCUCAAGGGAACUUUCUCCAUUUUUUUUUCUUUUUUCAAUUUUGUCCUGUCUGGAAAUAGAAAUGCUACUCUACAGCAGGCACUUUUAAGCCAGUAUGUAAAUCAUAACAGCAUUAUGCAGACCACUCCAAAAUAAUGUUUUGAAAAAAAGUGAAAAGUCCAGUUGUCUGUUUUUCCUGGAAGGCUGAAGAAUGGUUCAUUCAGAAAACAGGCUUGUCUAAACCUCAGUAUCUGUGUGCGGUGUCACACGAAGCUGUUGGUAUCACUAUGAUAAGAAGCAGUUUUCUCCCUGUGGUGGGAGCAGAUAAGCAAAUCAGAUGAGAAGCUCGUGCUCUAUGAGCACUGUGAGGAACCUUUGCAGACAAAGAGUGACAAGCUCGCUUCAUGCCUUUGUGUAAGCUUUCAGAAUGACUAAGUUGUGUUUAUUAUAGAGUCUGCUGUGGUUGUGGUGGGUUUUUUUCUAUAGGCUCUCUCUAGUUUCCCCCAGUAACCAUGUUAAAAGAGUUUGAGGGUUUGACUAUGAGCUCCUAAGACCACAAAAUGUUUGUACAGGGACAUGUGCUCUGAGGCACCAAGUUCAUUUAGUAUCAUUAGGUGUUCUUAUGACCGAAUAAACAAAUUUUAUUGGGAGACAUCUGUGAUGAUUCACUGCUUUUCAGGGAGAUGAAGUAUGCACAAAGUGGUUUGGGGAAGGACCAGUGCUGAUUUAUAGAUUGAUUGUUUGGAGUGUAAACGUGAAUAACAAGUAUUUGUCAUAUUAUCAUAUUGCCUGAUCGAGAACUGGGAUAAAAAUCAUCUUGCACUUAGCUGUGUCAAGAAGUUUACAUACAGAUCGGUACCAUUUUUUUAAUCUGUAAUAUUUUGUUCUCUCAUUUCACAAAUAUUUUACAGGUUAUGCUUCUUGCAGGAGCUUGAAAAUCAGAUACGAGUGUGUAAUUAAAGGCGAAGGGGUAGUACAAUGGUUCCAUGUGUAAUUUGCCAACACUAGUCACUGAGAAUUUUGUUUUGUGUUUUUUAAUUAAUUUUUUCUUCAGUUUAACUACUUAUUAUGUAAGUGGCGGAAUUUUAGAUACUCAGCAUCAUGGAAAAGUGUGGAUUAUAUAUAUAAGCCUGGUUCUUAAAUGCUGAAUGUUGGGCAGCUAAACUUGAAAGUUGAGGCAGCACUCACUGAAUUGUACUUGGUGGCAUCAAAAAAGAGUGAAGGUCCAAGGCUAAGCAUGUAUUCAAUAAAUAAGAGAAUACAAAACCAA
This is a messenger RNA of Apus apus (common swift), 3915 nucleotides long. It is a transcript of the gene CCDC51, whose product is annotated as coiled-coil domain containing 51. The coding region runs from base 518 to 1777 and encodes 419 amino acids. Lineage: Eukaryota; Metazoa; Chordata; Aves; Apodiformes; Apodidae. The transcript has 5 exons. The record is from RefSeq and is a predicted model, not a curated record.